UCAAUGGGGGGGGGAAGGACCCGGAGCCCGAUCCAUUGAAGCCCCCGCGUGCUGCCUGUUUGGAAUGCAUUUUUAAAUUGUAAACGCAGCGUUCUGCGCCUAACGGACGGACGGUGGCCGCUGGCCUUGAGCGGAGGCGCGAGGGGGUGGCAGCUCCGCCGAACGAGCCAGACGAUGCCGCGCGCCGGUCUCGGGACCGUGUGCGUGCAGCUCCGACUCAGCAACGCCAAGGACUGCUUCCUGCACUUGCCUCCCCAGCCCGUGUCGCAGCUGCAGCUGCUGCAGCAACAACAGCAGCAGCAGCAGGAGUGCCAAGCAAUUGAAUUAUCCUGGGAUCUUAAACGGACAGCAUUCCUAAGCUGGGUGGCACGCAGAUCUACAGGACUUGAAGAAGGAAACAUUGCAGAGAUCAGUAGACAUCUUGGACAAAAGCUUGGAGUCAAAGAUGGAGAACAGGUAUUUCUCAGGCCUUGUGCACACGUCUCUUCCUGUCAAAAGGCAGUUGUGGAACCUCUGUCUCCUGAUGACUGGGACAUAUUGGAGCUCCAUAGUGCAUCACUUGAAAGGCACAUUAUGGAUCAGAUCAGGAUAGUCUUUCCAGGAGGAGUAUUUCCAUUGUGGAUAGAGAAACAUACUGUCAUAUAUAUUGAAGUUGGCUCUCUAAUGCCCUCUGCUGCAUUUGGAAGGUUGGAACGCUACACUGAACUCAUUGUCUCACCCAAACUGCGACACGUUGGUAAAAAUUCUGUUGAAAAAGACAUUUUUAAUGAAGAGUUCAACUUGAACAGUAACAAAAUGCAGCGUGAAAAAUUAGAGAAGCCAAGUGAGUAUUCUUCCAAGAGAUUGUAUGAUCAACAAGGAAUGAAUGAACAACUUGCAAUUAAACCUCAAGACAUUUCCCAGAAAAGCAUCAUAUCGGAUAUAUGGCAUUUGAUAAAAAAUAUAUUCGCAACAAAUUUGGAACUCCUAGAACAGCAGCCAUCCAAAGCAAUGGACAUUGAUAAUUUUUUAAGUACCUUCUCCAAGUCCAUUGAAAUGGACUCAAUAUUCAGACUAUGUAAAAGAUUUCCUUACAAUUUAGACUCAAUGCCAUGGAACCAAAUGCAAUCUGAUACAGUUCAUAUAUUUCCUUGUCAUCAAGGUUUGCUUACUCUAAACAGCAGUGACACACAAAUUAUUUAUGGAAAACUAAUAAAAGUUUUGUCACAUAGACAAUGCAUAGAACAAUCUAAGCAAGAUCUACAAAGAAAGAAAAAUGCAACUUCUGAUGGAAAUGACACAACAAACGGAAUUGCCAAAGCAGAAGAAAACAAAUCCUGCAUUGUUAAAAUAAUUACUCAUGGAUAUGAACAUUUAAUAUUUAAAUCUGCAGAUUUUCACAGUGGAAAAGUUUGGGUUCCAGAUGGAUUGAGAAAGAAGUUGAAAUUGGAAGCAUCUGCUGCAGUCAGGUUAACUUCAUUACAAUUAGAUCCAUCUCUUCCAACCAGUAUUCGGUUGCAGCCAUUGCAAAGACUGCCACAGGAGAUUAACAAUGAUGAUAUUAAGUCCUCCUUCCUUUCAUGGCUAAGUAGUGUGAGCUCUGACAAUUUCCCAUUUUUUGCUGCAUUAUCAAAUCUUGUUGGAAUACAGGUUGCUGAACGAGAGAUUGAAUUUAUGCUAUUUGUGGAUCAAAUUGUACAAAAGUCAGAAAAUGAAGAGAAUGAAUGUUUUUUAUUGUAUCCCAGUUUAAUUGACAAGAUUGAUAUAAAGGUGAUUAUGCAUCCUCCACUAAACAAGUCCAUUGAAGUAAUGACUGUUGAUGAUAUUGACCAGAUGCUACCAUUUUACAAAUUGAAUUGUUUAGGCGCAGUUCAUAAUCUUGCCACGUCGGCCUUUGAGCACAUCUUGUUCAGCCUAUUGGGUCACCCACUUUCAUGGGAAAUUGCGUCUGUUGCACAAGGUCUCCGAAGUGGAGCUCUGCUACUUACAGGAAUAAAGGGCAGUGGGAAAACUACUUUAGCGAAAGCCAUAUGCAGAGAAGCAGCAGAUAAACUGGAAGCACAUGUUGAAAUUAUUAACUGUAAAACUUUGCAAGGUAAAAGGGCUGAAAAUAUCCGUAAGAAAUGGGAGGAAGCUUUCACAGAGGCAGCAUGGCGACAACCUUCUGUUAUUCUGUUGGACGACUUGGAUCAUAUUGCUGGUUCCAUCUCUGCUUCAGAACAUGAACACAGUGCUGAGGCUAUUCAUAGCAGACAGAUUUCUGAAAUUUUGAAGUAUUUGAUUGCUGAAGCAGUUUCUCGUGGGACUGUUAUUGCAUUGAUCGCUACAAGCAUUUCUGAGCAUACUCUGCAUCCCUCUUUGAUUUCUGCUGAAGGAUCUCAUCUAUUUCAGUGUAUUCAGAAUAUUUCACUUCCAAACCAGGAUCAGCGAGUCCAACUACUAACCUCUGUAAUUCAAAAUAAAACUGUCAUUUCAUUGAAGACAUUACAGAGCAUUGACUUUCAAAGACUGGCGAAAGCAACCGAAGGAUUUGGAGCAAGAGAUUUUGUUGUGUUGAUGGAAAGGGCUAUGCACUCACAUUUAUUAAUAUGCAAGCACAACAGAGAACAAGAACUACAAUUAACAACAUUGAAUUUUCUGCAUGCCCUUGAGGGAUUUGUACCUAUUUCUCUAAGAAAUGCAAAUUUACACAAACCUAGAGAUUUGGGCUGGAACGAAGUUGGAGGUCUACAUGAAGUCAAGGAAAUCCUGAUGGAUACCAUUCAAUUAUCUGUCAAGUAUCCACAACUGUUUGCAAAGCUGCCAAUACGAAUGCGAUCUGGAAUCCUCCUGUAUGGAGCACCAGGAACAGGAAAGACAUUAUUAGCAAGCGUCGUCACCAAAGAAAGUGGAAUGAAUUUUAUUAGUAUAAAGGGCCCUGAACUGCUGAGCAAAUAUAUUGGUGCAAGCGAACAGGCAGUUCGUGACGUUUUCAGCAGGGCGGAAGCAGCCAAACCUUGCAUUCUGUUCUUUGAUGAGUUUGAUUCCAUUGCACCUCGCCGUGGUCAUGACAACACUGGGGUGACUGACAGAGUUGUUAAUCAACUGCUCACGCAACUGGAUGGAGUAGAAGGUCUACAAGGAGUUUAUGUUUUGGCUGCCACAAGUCGUCCAGACUUGAUUGAUCCUGCUUUGCUAAGGCCAGGUCGUCUCGAUAAAUCUGUGUACUGCCCGCCUCCUGAUCAGAUAGCACGCUAUGAGAUUCUGAAGGCAUUGAGCCAGACUUUACCUUUAGCGGAUGAUGUUGACUUCCAGCAAAUUGCAAGCAUGACUGAAUAUUUUACUGGGGCUGACUUAAAGGCUUUGUUCUGCAAUGCCCAGCUCGAUGCUAUUCACAGCACUCUGUCAUCCAGUGUACUACAAGAUGCACAUUCAGGAUCUGAUAGUGAUGCGAGUUUAUCUUCCAUGAUCUUCUUGAAUCAUAGCAGUGGUUCCGAUGAGUCUGUGGGGGACGUAGAAGGUGGUUCGGAACAUUCUGCUUUUUACCUGGACACUAGUGAAAUAUUACCUGAUGAUCCAUGCCCUAACAUCUGGCGCCUUUACUUUGGUAGCUCUUAUGAAUCAGAAGUGGGAAAUGGAACAUCUUCAGAACAGAACUCUCAGUGCAUGUCAGGACCAAAUUCAGUGACCCUGGAUCGCACCAUUACAUCUGCAAGGGACACCGUAUCUUCUCAGCUCCCUUCAUAUAUGUCGUCACUGCAAGAAGGAUACCAGGAGCUAACUCGGGAGCAAGUGGAACAGCUAUGGGCUGAAUUAAAUGUUAUUAAAGCAAACACGAAGAACAAGAGCAUGGAGAGCAAUACUCAAAAUCAAGCAGGAUCCACAAAUACUUCCCAACUUAUUUGCCAAUCACAUUUACUGACAGCACUUGCAAGUACAAGACCCUCCAUCAGUCAACAAGAAUGGAGCAAUUUCACCGAAAUGUACGAGAACUUCCGAAAAUCUAGAGCUGGCAAGCAGAAUGGAGUCCUCGUCAAGGCUGGACAAAGAGUUACUUUGGCAUAAGAAUUUACUCUUCAAAUUGAACUCAAGUAGUCUUUCUAUUAACUCUAUUCAAGACCAUAUUGCAAGUGGACUAAAACCAAAUCUGAAAUAUCACUGCUGCUUUAAUUCAAGAUUUAUUUACACACACCCACACAGGGUAAUUAUGCACAACAGAUGUUUUUUGGGCUUGUAAUUCAACUUAAUUGAAGUUUUUUAAUUAAAUGCUUUGCAUUUAUGGGGUUUUGCCCAAUUAUUUUUCACUUUGGUUGUCACAAAUUUCACUAUGCUGUACAAAAAAACCCCACUGAGCUCAAUAUUGCAAUGAUUCUUAUUGAGCGAGCAGGUAUGCAAGCUGCAUAUGGCAAAACAUAUGUCCUGCUCAAUAUAUAAAUCAAAUUGAAACAUUAAAAAACUAAAUUUUAAACAUUUACUUUACAUUAGAUUACACAUUAUUUCUUGCUCUAUUUAUUUGUCUGGAGUAUCACCCUGAUGAAAAAAACAUGUAACAUUAAUUCACAUAACUGAAAGCUACUUAAGAAUGUCUGCAUUUAAACUGCACUUGAUCUUAAAUUGCCAUCAGUGAUUUAACCCGACCCAUGUUCCCCUUGUACUCUUGUUCACACGCAAAGUGUCAGACAAGCUCCUUCCACUGAUCACGAGAUUUACAUAGGCAGAUCCCUUUUAGUGAUGAAUGCCUUCUUGACACUGGUCACCAAAGCUGAGCAAAAUGGGUAUGGGCUUACUUGUUUAUAGGUAUGGUAGGUGUUUUUCAGCAUAAACCAGUCCAAAAUUGCAAUGUCUCCAAUGUACAAGCUGAUAGAAAUCUUCAGUAGGAAACGCACCUCUGGCAGGAUUUAAACUUGGAUUGCCAUCCUAUGUUAAAACAGCCCUGCUAUCUAACAGAGGAAUUGGCGAGGCCAAGCCAGAUGUACAUUGCUUUAUUUUAAUGACUCGUAAUCCAAUGAAUGUACAGCAACAUCUCAAGUACAUAUAUUCUUAAAACAAUUAAAAGUGUACGACAAAGACUUGCAUUUUAUACAGUGCUGUUAAUCUUGCGUCAUCCCAAGGUACUUCAUGGCCAAGAGUGACCUAGAAACAUGGCAGUUAUUUCUCAUUACAUUUAAAUACCUCAAAUGUUUUAUGGAGGUUGGUAGGAAAAUAUUUUUGGGACACGGAGAACUCACCUGCCCUCGUUAGAAUCAGUGUGUGGUAUACCAUAGCCUAGAAAUUACAUCAAAGCAACAUUUAUUUUGCACUUACCUACAAGUGAAUUUUGAUUGGGGAUAUUGGUCCAACUUAUCGCCAAAGUAACCAUGUUAGUUACUCCCAUAACAAUAACCCCUUGAUAGUGCAACGCACGUAGGAACCAGUCACAAUUUAAUCCUUUGCACCCACUCUCCUCUAUGGAGUGUCAACACCCCCAACUGUGUUAUCUACUCUUAGCACUGCCCCCAAUGGAAGCUGUCCACCGCCCCAACACACUUCCAAAAUCACCAAUCUGCCUCUAACCAUCCCUCUGCCAAUGAGCGCAGGCUCCAAAUAGUUCAGAGCCGUCCCAGAUCGUUUUGAUCAACCCAAGCCUCAAGCAGAUUCUGGACAUUUAACCACAAAACUUCCUCCCCAUCCCCGACUGUAGAGUGGGCAUUGCUUUCAGCAGAAGUUAUUUAUCAGAACUUCCCAUUAUAAUUUCUCCAAAUAAGAGAGUGCAGGUCACAAAUUAUGUGCAUAUCACUUGUAGCAGGACAUGCACUGUGCAUGAUAAGGGACUCAAUCAUCUCCAUUCUGGUUUGCAAUACAUUAAGCACACCUUUUCAAUAAAGUACCUUCACUUUUGAAUGUUAAGUACCCUUAUUCUUACAAAGUCUGAUGAUCCCACUGAAAUACCCUUGAUUAGAUCUAGUUCUAGGUUUUUGAAGGUCCCUGGGCUUAAUGUGCUAGAAUUAAACUACAGAAUACACUUACUGUGUGAGAUUGAUAUACCAGUAUUCCAAGAGAAAUACAUACUCCCAGUCCCUCACAUAAGAAUAAUAUGUUCUGAGCCGUCUGUCACUGGUUUUUUUCACCCCCAAAGUGCAGGAACAUGCACUUAUAUUUGUUUCUAUUGACUCCCAUCUCAUUCAGCAAUUUAUACAUUGUUUCGUAAAUACAUUUUAUUCCCUCUUGCCAUUUUUAAUUUUAUGCCAAUAUAAUCUCUGCAUUCUUUGGUAUUACACAUUAUUCAACUACAGCACUAUAGGAAUAGUGCAUCAACUGAAUUUGUAAUUACAAUCUGACAGCUUCAAGGUAAUUGUUAACAGUGACUAUCCAUUAAACUAAUUUUAUAUUCUCAGUCCACUGUGGGAUUUAUAUGCACAUUCUUUGAAUCUGUAAUAACCCAACUGUUAUUCUAUCAUGCCCUUUACUGUUGGAGAGCCCAGUAUUUACUCUGAUGGUUCCUUAAGAUUUUGUUGCCUCUGUCGUGUACAUAAUCUUAGACUACACUGCCAUCCCUUUUCCUAUUCUAUCCCUCCUCAAUUUUGAAACACGGAUAAUUCAACUUCCAAUACUAGCCACAUUUCCUAACACUAUUAUUAAUCCAUCAACUUACAUUUUAUUCACAAUACUUUUAAGUAUAAUUUAUAUCAAUCCCAAUUGGCAGCCAGACCAAUAUUUAUCCUUUGACAUGUUCUUCACAAAUUCCUGAUCUUUUUCCUUGCUUACUUGCUUUUCCUUUCUGCUGCCCAAACAUGUUUGUAUAACAUCACUUAUAGUGGUGUUUACCGGACUAGCUUACAUUAAACUUGCCCUUACACAGAACAAUCCUACUAGAGGCACCAGAAUUCCAAAUCCUCACCCCAGUUAUUAUCUCCCUAGCAACAAUAUCAGUCUAUUCUUUAGAACAUGUCACAUUGAAAAUAAUCUUCUUGGACACAAUUUUGUAUACUAGCUCCUAAGUACAGAAACAUCAUUGCAUUUCCUCAAUUACCCCCCCCAAAGCUAAACAUUUGUUCAAACAACCACAACUUCUAAUAUUUCCCUUUCCCUUGCAAAGCUAUACUUUCAAACCUAAUCAUCUACGAGGUAGAAUUUCCUUUACAUCUUUAACAUCAUUCAGCCAAAAAAACGUUCACCAAUGACAUUAAAGUCACUUCACACUGGGUGUUAACUGUAUUUCACCUGUCAUCAUCUCCUUUCACUCUUCUUGCAGAAGAGGACUGACUGCCUUUCCAACCAAGCACCAAAAUCAAUCCAAUCAGCAAACUGACCAUAUAUGGUGGUAAUUAUAACCAGAAGAAUAAGAGGAUGUGUAGCUUGUUCACAGCUCAGAUAACUAGCUCUUUUAUUUUUGUUUAGUGUCAUGGGGCACGGAAUGUGUUGAAUGAAUAUUAAAAAAUUGAGCUGAGAAUACUGGAUUUCCAGACUCAGCAAAACUAUGACCUGGAGGAACAGGGGAAAGUAGCGGGAGAAAAACACACACAUAUAAACAGUAAGCCAGGACAUAAAAUUUCCAAUAAAAUAUAAAACGACAAUUUCACCAUUCAAAACUGUAGUUCUGAAAAUAAUGCAUCAACACAGAAUAAACUCAUCCAUAACAUAAUUGCUAGCACAAUUCAUUGAUAAAAUAUCUAGCUAAGUUACGAUUCUUAUCUCCAGCACACAAGGUAUGCUUAACAUCAUCACAACUAAAAACAAAAUCAUAAAAAUACAAAUACUGGAAUUUCUGAAAUACUAAAAUAUUUAUCUGUGUAAACUUUGUUGGAAGGAUGAAAAGUUUCAAUAUCCUUUUACCUGUUUCUGAUCACAUAUCUAAAGAUUUAGCCAUGGGCAAUAACUUACAUAACACGCUAGUCGCAACACAGUAUGUACAAAAGGUUUUCAUUUUAUAACAAAUCUGCAGUUGCAUUUUAAAAAAACAGGAUAACAAUCUGCUCUGGCAAAAGAUCCAACUAUCCAAAGUGAGGACAUUACAUGCAGCCUCCGUAAGGAUGGCUGAAUAACCUCUAAAUUGAUUAUUGGAACACAUGCCUUUUUGCACAUUGACUUGCCUUCAUUUUAGUGGGAAAUAUGUUGCCAAGGAGUUAUGCAAAUACAGAUUGAGAACGGAGAAAGUCACAGUCUAUUCCAGUGUAGCAGUUUGGAAUCUGUUUACAUAACCACCUAGAAACUAAAAACUGAUGCCACUAGGAUGGAUGUAGGCAGUUUUCAUUUAAUUUAAAAACAUCUUGAGAUUAUGUUUAUAUUGCUUAUUUUUCGAAAAUAAUUGAGUUAUUGGCAUGUGAAAAAUCAUUCUAGCCUGUGCAACUUCAAGGACUUCUGAAUUGCACCAGGCAGCAUGACACAAGGGGGUUCUGGGGCAUGGUUUAACAGCUAGAGUAAUGAAGUAAAUGAAAGAUCGGCAGCUUGUAUGAGGUGCAAUAGAAGCAUCCUUGUGAUCCAGUAUCAUACUGGCUGGAAAUAACUCAAUUAACGCACAAGCUCUGGUUUAACUUUUUAGUAGUGCAAGAACACUAUUAGCCAAUUUACACUCUGGGUCACAAUUAGCAAAAUACCGACUUGGAUUCAAAUUUCACAAGCUUACUUCUACUUCAUCUCAGGAAGACAAAUGAUACUGGUCAACUAAUCCACCACAGAUCCAAGUAGCAGAAAUUACUAGUGCAUGGAUAUUGAAGCAAAUAGCAUUAGCCUUUAUUUUGGCACAAAGCCCUCUAGUUUGUAUGACUAGGGUGAAAUCAAUUGGGAUAUUGGAAGUUGUUUACCUUGCGCCUUAGUACAUCCAAUAGCGGCACUUAAGGUUGUCAUGAGCUUCUUGGCUUAUUUUAUUACACUGAAUGCUCUGUACAAAUGCAAGAUGUUUUUAAAGUGGGGAUAAAAUAAGUGAUACACAUUCAUCCUUAGAGUAUAAAACCAGAAACACAUCGCCAACUUCGUAUAUUCAAGUAUGUAAUGUGUUGUGAAUACUUUCAGCACAGCAGAUACAAGGGUUACCUAUAAUCAAUGUAAAGCUAAAUGAUGCAGAUAGAAACAAUGAAAUGUAAUAAAAAGAUGUCAAG
This is a messenger RNA of Leucoraja erinaceus (little skate), 9032 nucleotides long. RefSeq names its product peroxisomal biogenesis factor 1 (gene pex1). Gene Ontology annotation, biological process: protein import into peroxisome matrix. The transcript has 24 exons. Bases 175 to 4023 code for a protein of 1282 amino acids. Gene Ontology annotation, molecular function: ATP hydrolysis activity; ATP binding. The record is from RefSeq and is a predicted model, not a curated record. Gene Ontology annotation, cellular component: peroxisome; cytosol; peroxisomal membrane. NCBI's taxonomy places the organism in Eukaryota, Metazoa, Chordata, Chondrichthyes, Rajiformes, Rajidae.